This is a messenger RNA of Cladophialophora carrionii CBS 160.54, 1653 nucleotides long. RefSeq lists its product as uncharacterized. Gene Ontology annotation, biological process: xenobiotic detoxification by transmembrane export across the plasma membrane. The transcript is spliced from 2 exons. The record is from RefSeq and is a predicted model, not a curated record. Gene Ontology annotation, molecular function: fluconazole transmembrane transporter activity. The coding region runs from base 1 to 1653 and encodes 550 amino acids. Lineage: Eukaryota; Fungi; Ascomycota; Eurotiomycetes; Chaetothyriales; Herpotrichiellaceae.
AUGCUCGAGUACAUCAGAGAAACGCCCGCGGGGCAAUUCCUCCGGUUUCUGGGUUUCCGGCAGCCAUGGCUCAUGUAUCCGGAAGAGCAGCCAGACUCUCAGCCAGGCGUGAUGCCCACCAUGUUCAGCGAAACGAGUGCCUCUGCUUCAGAAACCGACCUGGAGAAGAUUCUGCCCGAGGGAUCCGCGACGAUUCGUGCCACGGAGAAGGACAUCAUGCCGCGGCGGCCUCAAUCCCCCGAUACCGCCGAGGUCGCUGUCGUGGCCUUCACGGAGAAUGAUCUCGACAAUCCUCGCAAUUGGCCUCACGGCAAGAAGAUGUGGACAUUGACCGUCGUCAACCUGUACACCUUCUGCGUGUACUGCACGGCAUCGAUUGUCACGCCGACGGCAGAGGCCAUGAUGGUCCGAUUCAAUGUAUCUCUUGUGGUAGCCAGUCUGGGCCUGUCGAUGUAUGUUGUCGGAUACGCCGUCGGCCCUAUGUUCUUGUCGCCGAUCAGCGAGAUCCCUCGCAUCGGCAGGAACCCGCCCUACCUGUACGGAUUCGCGGCAUUCUUUGUCGUCUCGAUCGCUCUCGCCUUUGUCGACUCCUUCCCUGCUAUCAUCGUGCUGCGCUGGCUCCAGGGCCUGACGGGCAGUCCUGCCCUAGCCAGCGGCGCGGCGUCCAUUGAAGACAUCUACGACAUCUACACUGCCCCCUACGGAUACGUGUGGUGGAUUGCCGCCAUGUACUGCGGCCCGGCCAUCGGCCCACUGAUGGCCGGGUACGCCGUGACCGACAACUGGCGGUGGCCCCUGUACGAAGUCAUCAUCAUGUCCGGCAUCAUCUUGUGCCUGUUGCCAUUCCUGCCCGAGACAUAUCCUGGCACUAUCUUGCUCCGUCGCGCACAAAGACUCCGGAGAGCGACAGGCCAGACCCGGUACCAGACAGAAAUCGAACUACACCCUACCGCGUUCAGCAAGGUUCUCUUCGAAGCACUGAUCCGCCCGCUGGAGAUCACGAUGAAGGAUCCUGCCGUGCUGUACGCGGCCCUCUACGGCGGCCUCGUCUACGCGACAUACUAUUCCUUCUUCGAGGCCUUCCCGCUCGUCUACCUAGGCACGUACGGCAUGUCGCUCGGCGAGCUGGGCCUGAUCUUCCUCAGCCUGAUGACCGGCUGCAUCGUCGGCCUCGCCGCGUACUACGCGUACCUGCGGUCGUGGUUCAUCCCGCACGCGCGCAAAUACCACGCCGACCAGGGCAAGCCGGUCGAGCAGGAGGAAUGGCUGCGACCGGGCCUCUGCGGCGUCUGGGGCCCGCCUGUGGGGCUCUUGCUCUUCGCCUGGACGGCCCGCGCGGACGUGCACUGGAUCGUGCCCACGGUCGGCAUUAACAUCUGGGCCGCCGGCAGCUUCUGCAUGUUCCAGAGCAUCAUCUGCUACGUGGCGCUCGCGUACCCGAAGUACGUGGCCUCGCUGUUCGCGGCCAACGACUUUGUCCGCUCCAUGAUGGCCGCCGGGUUCGUCCAGUUCUCGCACUCCAUGUACGUCGACCUGGGCGUCGCGAAGGGCGUCACCGUCAUUGCCGGUCUUUCUGGCGCGGGCGUCGCGGGCAUGUACGGGUUGUAUUACCUCGGGGCGUGGCUGCGCGGGAGGAGCAAGUUUACCGGCUGA